AUUUAUACAGUGUAAAAUCCAUGCGAAUUCAGCUUUAGUUGUAGUGCAGCAUCCAGAUCAGCAGGCUCCUUCACCGCUGGGGAACAACCGCCUUUUGUAUUCCCCCCGCUGCAGUGGGGGAGUGCAUUUACCGUCGCGCCCAAGGGGAGAAGCCUAGAAGUAUCCUCCAAUCAGCCGUUAGUGAUUUCUCUCAUCUUGUGGGGCUGCUGAUGGUGAUUUAUCACUGACCUGAGACAAGCGCUGCACUCUGCUUUAACACCCCAACCACCUGGAAUACUCCACCAUGGUUUUUUUUAUUUCUUUUCUUAAACACAAAUACCCUCCUGUGGAUAUUUCAAAUAGAAUGACCAGAGGACAAAAGGAGGAUUAAAAUGGACUUACUGACUGCCAUUCUUGAAUUUCCUUUUUCUUCCUACUGCAGACAGAAGAUGGACUAACUUUUAUGGGUGCAUUUGUACCAAAUGAGAAAAUCCUUCCAUACUGAAUGCUUUGAUCGAAGAAUAUAGGCAUUUUGUUCUGAAUUAUUUGUCAUAUUUCAUAUCAGAAUUUAUUCUGAAAGGAUGGCAGGCAGGGGACGAUUGUAGACACUCCACUGCAAUAAUCAUGUAGGACUGAUACUCAGGUACAUAGAGGUAUAUAGGGAUGGACAAGAGAUGGCGAUGGAGAGAGGGGAUGACAGUUGGAGCACACCUGCCUGCUGAACAUGUCUGACACCUCGCUGUAGCUCGAUUAGCGCCUGCUCUCCAGACUAUCAGGUUGUCUUUUCCCAAGUUAUCGUGCUUUCCACUGAGUGGAGAUUGCUUCCCAGUGUGCUCGUGUGUACGAGUAUAUAACCGUGAGUGAGUGAGUGAGUGAGUGAGUGAGUGAGUGUGGUUUGUGCUAGGAGCCAGAGUUUGGGAUUACAUUGCCUCUGGAAUGGAUACAGGUGUAGUGGAGCCUUGAAUGAGGAUUAGCAGCUCUAACACCUUGUCGCUGGCAGCACACAGGGCGAUGGACCUUUCAGACAAGACUCUUAAGUCUCACUGGAGGGUUAAAGAUAAAGGUUUAACCAACGUGAUGAGACUCCGAGGGCAAGGACGGGGACUGGAAGACAGUUGAGAAAGUUAUAUUGAGAUUUUGUUACAUUUCUAAUUCAGGCACCUUGACUGAGGCUAAUCUUAAAGCGAGUGGGAGUUCCAUAUCAAUAGACUGAGGACAAUUAUAGCAAUUGGUCAAGGACGAUUAAACUAGUUAGGAAUGAGAGAAUGUGUAUAUCCACAGACUGGUAAAAAAAAAAAAAACUUCCUAAAUGAAUAAAAUCAUUGGAUAUGUAAAAGACAAACAUCUAUGGUACUUGUAAUAAACAAUCUUGAUUUCCCCAAUAACCCAGCAAGCACAAAAUCCAAUUGAUCCAUGAGUUGGUUUGAUAUUGAUUUCUCUACACAGUCAGGAGAGAGUCUUGUCUGAUCUCUGCUUGAAAGGUCACUAAUUUAAUUAUAAUCCGUCAUUUGCUCUCACCCUAGAGAGUAGUCGGUGCUGAGUAUGCUGUAGCAUACAGAAUCAAUGGUCUAAUAUUUGCCUAAUAUCUGACAACAGACCAGAGAAGCUGCUGCAGUCUACUUUAACAAUCUCACAGUUUCGGCAUGUGUCGUUUUAGUGUCUUGUGUUAUUUAGAGAGGCAGUAUGAUAAAUGCUCUGUGUUCUGCUGACAGUUAUAGAAAAUUUGGCAGCUUGUGUGCUUGUAGUUGAAAGAAGCGUCUGUUGUUGCCUGUCUUGAUGCGUGUGCAGGUGUGCAUGUUUUUUGGGCUUGUAUCCCUGGCGUACAGCUUAUCUUAGCUGCACAGCAAAGGCUCAAAGAUCCUGGUAAUACGCAUCACUCAACUUGCUUCACUUAAAAGUUAAAUUAGGAAAUACCUUUAACAAUGCAUUGAUCCUGAAGUGGAGGACGAGAGCAGGGCAGUCCUGACAGGGCUUUCAGGAGGAGAAGUUAUCUCAGCAGCCACACUCAGCAAUCCUUCAGCGAUCCGGGAAAGCAGAGCAGGUGGGAAACUCGCUGUGGGAGUGACGAGAAGAAAAAAAAAAAAACAGGACUGAGGCAAGUUCUUUGAUAGCUGUAUUGUUUGUAUGUACAUUGUUCAAAGAGCAUUGCUGAAAGUGUGCUGUUUGGAGGGAAAAAAACUGAGGAACAGAGUGGGGGAGUUUAGUGAGAGUUCUGCUGGGAAAACCUGCUCUAUACUGCAGACUUCAACACUGAAGAAAAAAACAGGCAGGGUACUGCAUGUAUACUGCAUGAUCACCUUUGACAAGUCACUGGAUCAGCAUUGAUUUGUCUGAAACAACUGCUUAAUCUAUUAAAUGACACAAGCACAAAAGCAGCAGGACUCUUAAAAACAUCUUUUCUCCACAUCCAAGAUUACAAGUGAAACUGGAUGAUCGACAACAAGCACAAGAACUUAAACAAGCAACCUUUUUGCCUGCGAUGGAGACAGAAACAAACACAUGGUCUUGCAGCUCUGAAACUAUCUCCACAUUUGAAUUUCCUCUGGAUUAUAACACUUGAAUUGUGAACAAGAAGAGGAGAACGGUGACACAGCCAAACAAACUGUCUGUCUAUCUGUCCCCGGCAGGGAUGUGUUGUGUGUUACUCUGAGGAGGAGUAGUGUAGUAUACCACAAGCCUGCGAAUGAGGGUGGGGCUCUCCUACUGCCACAGACAAAGACUUUGAUAAAGAGAGUCCUGGUGUGAGAACUGGUCAAGUGGUGCAGUUUUGGACCGGCACAGUCCGGCACAGUGUCAAAAGUCACAAUGGGGUGUAACAUGUGCGUGGUUCAAAAGCCUGAGGAACAAUACAAGGUCAUGUUCCAGAAGGGUCACAUAAACAACAUGUUGUGCUCUUUUGACGCUGACGGUCGAUUAAAGGUGAAUGGAAAGGAUCUGUCCUGCCUUUCCGGGGAUCCCACCCUGGACAUACGGGACCCCGUGCUGUCCAACAUACUGAGGCGGGGGGCCCGCAGACGCGCAGGCCUAGCGGGAGCCCCUGGAGGGUUAGUGCCAGUGACCAUGGGCAUGGCCGACUGUGUAGACAGCUGCACCCAAACAGACAUCAGCUUCCAGCAUAUGUUGACUCUGGGCAAGAGCAGCCAGCAUCCCUGUGGAGCUCCACCCCCACCCGACCCUCCGCCGUCGCCUCCACUGCCGCCGUUACUGGAGCCAUAUUUACUCAAUGAACUCUUUAUAGAGCCUGUAUACUACGACCCCACUGACUACUUUGAUAUCACUCAUCAUGAAGUGGACAGGCAGGAUGAGCUGGAAUAUGAGGAGGUGGAGUUGUAUAAGUCUCGGCAGCAGGAUAAACUCGGGCUGACAGUGUGUUACAGAACCGAUGAGGAGGAGGACCUGGGAAUAUAUGUAGGAGAGUUGAACCCAAACAGUAUCGCUGCAAUAGAUGGACGCAUUCGCAAGGGAGACAGAAUACUGCAGAUAAAUGGAGUGGACAUCCAGGACAGAGAGGAGGCAGUAGCUAUUCUCACCAGAGAGGACAGCACUAAUGUCUCUCUGCUCCUUGCACGACCUGAAAUAGAGAAUGACAACCAGCUGGACCCAGACGAGUUGGAGUUGGAGCCACUGGACAACGCUGUUCAUCUGUCCAGCAGCCACAGAGUGUGGAACGGCACCUCCGUCCUGGGUGCUGGACCGGGCAGUGUUGCUGGCGGGGGUGUACUUGGCAGCAAUGGCCGCUCCAUGAACAGGGAUUCACCUGAUUUGCUCCAGACGGUGCUGAGCAACAGCCAGGAGCUGGACAGCGGGGUGGGCCGUACAGAUGAAAGCACACGUUACGAGGAGUCUUCAGAACAUGACCUUCUGGGAGACGACCACACCAGUGCCUCCAAUACCAACGCCACCAACACGCCUGGCAGCAUGCGCAAGUUUCUGUCCAGCCGAGGGGACACUCCGCCCUUGCUGCACUCCCAGGACCUCCAGUUCAGCACGGACUCUCUCUUAGGGCUGGACUGUGUUUAUGGAGGAGGGCUGGAACAGGUGGAGCGAUUGGAGAGGGCCUACGCGGCCGAUCCUGUGAGGAUGAUGAUGAUGCCUGGGCUGACCGAGGAGGAGUGUGAGAGGUACAAAGAGCUCCUGGAAAUCAAGUGUUACUAUGAGAAGAACAGUAAUGCUCUGAUGCUGCUGGAAGGUCAGGGGCCGGCAGAAGAGGAAGGCGGCGUCUCACUGGAUGUGAACAGGAAUGAGAGCUUGACGCAGCAUGAGAUGGCCCUUCUGGAAGAAGAACUGCGCCACUUGGAGUUCAAGUGUCGCAACAUCCUGAGGGCACAGAAGAUGCAGCAGCUGAGGGAGCGUUGUCUGAAGGCUUGGCCUCUCGAGGAGAAGAAUGGAGCGAGUGCAGGGGCUGGAGUAGGAGCUGGACGCUUAGACAUCAGCGGCACUUUGGUCAGCGAGGACUCCUGUCACCACGCUUUGUCGGAUAUCAACGAGCUCCCAGAAAGGGAGCGCUCAGAUAAGGACAGCACGAGUGCCUACAACACUGGAGGGGAAAGUUGCAGGAGCACCCCUCUGGUCAAUGAACAGUAUCCUUCACCCUCUUCACAGAGCCUGGAGGGAGGAGAACCCCUUCUCCCAGCAGGUAUGCAGCUACCAACCUCCACUAGACAGAGAGAGAGAGGGACCAGGGCCGAAAGAGGGGACAGGACCCAAGCCAACCUCAACCAGCCCUACUCUCCCCACAGUCACAGGAGACGAGCCGAGGCGAAGACAUCCAGCCCCGGAGCUAAGGUUAGGUCCCUGUCCCGGGACAGAGGAACCAGGCGGGGCUCAGACGGAGAGGUGAGACGUAACCCCAAAGCCAAUGGGACAGCUGAGAGGGCCGGGGGAUACAGUGCAGACAACAGCCCUUACCUGUCCCGCCGUCAGACUGACACAAAGCCGCCUCAGCACUACCUGAGCUGCAUGCAGCUGAGGUCUCCCUCCGCCUCUGAGCGGCUUGGUGGACUCAGAGAUGCUGCCAGAGAGGGCAGCAUGGAGACUUGGGGCGACGCCAGCCCCAUGAGCUUGGGUAGCACAUGUAAAGAUGUCGCCCAAGCCCCAGGAGCUGUACCUAUGUCCCCUCCAUUGCUGCCUGCCUCCCCUCGUAUGGAGUGGAAGGUGAAGAUCCGCAGCGAUGGCUCGCGCUACGUGGCCAAGCGGCCUGUGAGGGAUCGCCUCCUGAAGGCACGCGCCAUGAAGAUCAGAGAGGAGCGCAGCGGCAUGACAACGGAUGACGAUGCUGUGAGUGAAAUGAAGAUGGGCCGUUACUGGAGCAAAGAGGAGCGCAAGCAGCAGCUGCUGAAGGCCCGAGAGCAGCGGCGUCGCAGGGAGUUCAUGAUGCAGAGCCGUCUCGACUGUUUGAGAGAGCGGGAGCGGGAGCAGGGCGGCAGCGGCGGAGGACAGCAGGGGACCACGCAGCAGCAGGAACCCACCUCCAUCCUGGAGCUGUGCCACCGGAGGAGCAUGAAGAAGCGGAGUCGCAGAAUCCUGGACAACUGGAUCACCAUACAAGAGCUACUGGCCCAUGGGACCAGGUCUGCUGAUGGGAAGAAAGUAUAUAACCCCCUGCUGUCCGUCACCACAGUCUGAGAUAAGAUGGGAAGCAGAGAGUUUGGGGAGAGAUAAGAAAGGGUUUUGAUAGGGCCUAUAGGAUAUCACAAGAUGCUUUAGUACACAAAUAUUUGUCAGCAGGAAUGCAGCAACACUCUGAAACACGAAGUCCAUGAUGGUAAUAUACCUUAGGCACCAAGCUAAAAUGUCAAAGGUCCCAUGGCAUGAACAUUUCACUUUAUGAGGUUUUUUUAACAUUAAUAUGAGUUCCCCCAG
Molecule: messenger RNA, 5841 nt
Organism: Perca fluviatilis (European perch)
Lineage: Eukaryota; Metazoa; Chordata; Actinopteri; Perciformes; Percidae
Product: PDZ domain-containing protein 4-like
Exons: 8
Coding region: 2785-5604 (939 amino acids)
Molecular function (GO): protein binding
Source: RefSeq, a predicted model, not a curated record